Messenger RNA from Cylicocyclus nassatus, 1144 nucleotides. The record is from the annotation of a GenBank genome assembly. NCBI's taxonomy places the organism in Eukaryota, Metazoa, Nematoda, Chromadorea, Rhabditida, Strongylidae.
UUUUGCAAUCGUGAACUUCGUUUUCUUCUAAGGAAAACACCACUCACCAUGGCCUCUCCGUAUAUUGCUAGUGGAUCUUUGUCACAAGAAGAUCUUCACAGGAUGUUAUCACCUAGAUUAGCCAAGUUGUCGGCUGAGCGGGAUAGAGACCAAAACUCGCUUCGGAGUAGGCGCGUGUCUGGAGCUAGUUCGAAUGCCGAGGAUGUGGAGAGCUACGAUGUCAGGAAUCGCUCUUUGCCUGAACAGUUCAGAGAUUUGGUGAGAGAGCUUAGCGAUUACCUUUUGGAUAGCACCUUUUUGGACUGUAUCUUUGAUGUGCAUCGUGAAGCGGCUAUACUACAUCGUCAUGGUUUGCAGAUUGAUAGCCCUCCUCCCACACCAAGUCAUGAGAGCUCACCGCAGUCGAGUUCGGACACACCACGGUCGCGCCCACCAGAAUCGAAUACGCCGCUGUUCCAGAUCACAGUCAAAUGCCGCGUAUGUGGGCGAAUGGUUGGUGCCAAAGUUUUCGAGAAACAUAUAAUCAACUGCAGAAAACUGGAUGGUAGUCGCAGCAGCUCUAGAGCGGCGGCUAAGAAGAUAGCGGAACAAGAGUUAAUUUCUGAGAGCGCGUUCAACGACGAGGACUUUAUUAGCCCAUUGCCAGUACCCGCAUCUUCUGGCGACGACGAAGAAUGGAACGCACCUAGAAAAAGAAGAAGAACGAGGAGACGGAAGUUAUGACAUGUUUCUAGCUAAUCCUAGAGCUUUUUAUAUCAGUGAAUUCCAUUAUUUCAUCUUAUAGAGAAAUUGCCCAGUUUCAUAUGCUGACUUUCUACGUGUACAGUCUCCGAUUAUGAGUAGCUGGUUCACGUGUGACGUUUAAUGCGCGGUUGUGUAUUGGUAUUGGUUCAUCUGUCUUUCUUCGCUGUAGCGUUGAGCUUCACACCUCAACCGCUUUGCCUCCGUCUUUUCAUGAAAAUAGGAAUCAUUCUCAUUCUAGUAUCUUAUAUGUGGUGUCCUAAUGGCUUAAUGCUCCUACCUACGGGUGAAUAGGUCUAUCCCUCUUGCUUUUCAGAAUGAUUGUAUAUUUUUAAUUUUGUCACUCAGGUCAACUCGGUACACAUUAAAUUGUGAUGAGUCAGGUUAUAAAGUGUAAGUUGUU